UGUGGCGGGAAAAUAACUCUGCUGAGAUUGACGUCGAGACGCGAUAUCUGAAGCGUUUAAAUCCCUGGACAUCGAAAUACAACAAACGUCAUUGUCGGUGCAACGAAUAUCGUAAAAAUGCUCACGUUGCAGUUCGGACAGUGCGGAAAUCAAGUCGGUCACACGUUGUUCUCAACCGUAGCGCAAGACUUGUACUCUGCGAAUACCGGAGUGCCGAGUAAACGUAAUUCAGAUUACGUUCAGGCGGGCUUCGACACGUGGUUUAAAGAGCUGUCGAAAAAUGGUAAACACUUGGCUAGAGCGAUCCUUGUAGAUACGGAGCAAAAAGUAGUGAACACGGUAUGCAGCAGCAAUGAAUCAAACUCGAUGUGGAAUUAUAGCCCAGCAAACAUAGUAUGCUGUGCAGGAGGAGGUUCUGCUAACAAUUGGGGAUAUGGACAUUACAUAAAGGGUCCUCAGCUGAGUUUAGCAGCGCUCGAGGCAGUGAGACAUGAGGUAGAGAGGGCCGAUACGUUUCAAGGGUUUUUAGCAAUUCUCAGCUCAGCGGGAGGCACCGGAUCUGGAGUUGGUAGCUACUUGAUGGAAAAAAUUCGUGAUGAAUAUCCGACUAAAACGAUGGCCAGUAGCAUUGUAUUUCCGUAUGGGUCAGGAGAAGUCUGCACCCAGAAUUACAACACAUUGUUGACCUUGGCCAAAUUCAUCGACAUAACUGACGUCGCUAUACUUUUUGAAAAUGAUCAAAUACAUGGGAUUUGUGAAAAUUUAACUAAAGUCCCGAACACUAAUUUCAACGAUUUAAAUCAUGUCAUCGGGCAGAAACUUGCUGCCGUAUUACAGCCUGUCUUAGGCACGACAAAUAUUCUCUCAACGCUAGUUCAUCGGUUAACUCCCCACCCGCAAUAUAAAAUUGCAACGAUAAAAACGUCACUUCUUGCUCUGCCAUCUUGUCAGCUUUACGACGGCAACUACAAAUGGAAUUCUAUUGUUUGGCAUCUGAAACAGAUGUUAAGAGCUCCUGCUCUUAAUCUAAACCUCACCGACAUGGAGACAAAAAUGCCGUCGAACUCGAUACCCUCAAGGACAGAUUUUGCCUACUCCAAGUCCGUGUCAAACAUAUUGAUUACACGUGGCUCUUCGAUUGGUAAUGACACCAUAGUUCCAGUGGAGUUGAACGAUGAAAAAUUGUACGCUGACUGGGUACCGCAUGUAGAGAAAAUUGCCCACUUGCAUCAGCCAAGAAAGCUUCUUGGUAAAGAUAAGAUUGCAGCUCUUGUUGCCAACAAUUCUCAAUUGCAUCGACCGAUUGACGCUAUUGUUGACAAAGCCUGGAACACUUACAUACAUUCAGCUUUUUUGCAUCAGUAUAAGCAACAUGGAGUUGAAGAGGACGAUUUUUUGCAAGCUUUUGCAAAAAUUGAAAACAUAGUCAAAGUUUACAGAGAAUUAUGUAGCGAGGAAAUUAUUUCUUGAUUAACAAACACCUGCCAUUACUCAACAGACAUAGUAACACUAUUUAUUCUGCACUUAAAACGUCAAGAAUUCAGUAAAAUGCCACGAGUUCCUAGUUUUACCGAUUUUGUUAUUUUUGCUUUGAUUCUUAAUCUCGCGAGCGCAUUUUUUCUCAAAAGUUUUGUUGAUUCAAGUAAUCAAGGGUGUAUAAUCAUGACUCCAAGCUCAUCGACCAACCGCGGGCCAGUGCUUAUCUUUGCCUCAAAUGAAGCUAGGCGGAAAAUUUCACAUUUCCUAUCUUCAAUUGU
This is a messenger RNA of Neodiprion virginianus, 1757 nucleotides long. RefSeq names its product tubulin delta chain-like. Gene Ontology annotation, molecular function: structural constituent of cytoskeleton; GTP binding. The record is from RefSeq and is a predicted model, not a curated record. The transcript has a single exon. Gene Ontology annotation, biological process: mitotic cell cycle; microtubule cytoskeleton organization. NCBI's taxonomy places the organism in Eukaryota, Metazoa, Arthropoda, Insecta, Hymenoptera, Diprionidae. Bases 118 to 1470 code for a protein of 450 amino acids. Gene Ontology annotation, cellular component: cytoplasm; microtubule.